CUUCUACCCGCCAUACCAGCAGUUACUGCGUGGAUUGGACGUAAACGUCACAUCCUUUUCCUUUAUGGCAGUGCCCGUGGCCUAGUUGAAAAUAAAGCAACAUGGCUCAUGUCCUUUUUCUUAAUCUAGUCUAUGUAAAAAAGAUUGUAUGGCAUUUUGCAAUCCCAAGUAACGAGAAGUAGUGAAUUUCCAGCGUCCUGAUAAAGCGUCUCACAUUUUGAAGUAGCCCUUACCUAGGAUUGGCAGACAUUCAAGAGUGAGAUGCUGGCCCAGGGGGUCGCCCAUGCCCAGAGGGUGCUGUCAUCUCUAAAUCAGCAGAGGAAGUUAGGCCAGUUCUGUGAUGCAAUGCUGCGUGUAGGCCCUGGGGAGGCACAGCCUGUCCACCGCAACAUCCUCGCCUGUUUUAGCCAACUGUUCCAGGAGUUUCAGUCAACCUCCACCCCAUGCAUGGAGGUCAGUCUACCCCUGGAGUGCUCUACUGAUGGUCUUGAACUGGUCCUAGACUUCUUCUACACCGGGGAGCUAGAUCUCAACUCUGUGAACAUGGAGAAGGUGCAACAGGCUGCAGUCAGCCUCAGUGCUCCAGAUGUAGUUGCUCUUUGUCAGCAGUUUGCAGCGGAGGCCACAGGUGUUCUAGUGGGACCUCAAAGUGCAGCAGAGGGCCACAUUAAGUCUUCUAUGGGGACUCCAACAACUAUCCGUAAAAGGGGGAGGCCUAGAAAAUCCACACUGGAGAUCUGUAUCGAUUCCAAAACUGAAGAGAUACCAGUAUAUGUCACGCAAGGCAGCGCCGAUUCAGACACAACCACAAUCACCACCAUUACUCGCUCUGGGCGGAAAGUCAAGGGCCCCAGAAGACUUCUGGGUGAGGGCCCUGCCUUGGAGAUCACUCCCCAGGGGAAAGCCAGCAGGGCGGGCCCACCACCUACGGAUGAGAAGAGGGAUGGCGUUGUGGAAAAGAACAACCAACGUCUUCCUCAGCCUGCUACUGAAAAAGAGGUGCCUGUACAGGAGGAUGUGGUGAAGGAUAAAGAUGGCUUUGAUAACGACGAUGGUGAUGAUAAUGAUCGUGGAGGUACUGAUCUGUUUUAUGAAGACUCAGAUGAAGAGUACAUGCCUCCAGCCAGUCCCACAGCCACUACUCGACGCAAGGGCAAGGCCAUUGCUGAUAAAAAAGAGAAUGGAGAGGAAGACCGUUCCAAAACGGGGUCUGUCCAGUGUCCCACCUGUAAAAAGACAUUUCGUAGUAAAUACUACCUCAAAGUCCACAACAGGCGUCACACAGGUGAAAAGCCGUUUGCUUGCAUUAAGUGUGGACAGAGAUACUUCAGGAAGGAGAAUCUUCUGGAGCAUGAGAGCAGAAAUUGUGCAAAAAUGAUGGAACACCGUUGUCUGCUGUGCCCUUUGACAUUUAAGAGGAGACAGGAACUGCGUUUGCAUACAGUCUCUCAUACAGGAGACAUGCCCAAUAAGUGUACAACAUGCACAGAGCAGUUCAUGCACAAGAGAGACUUGACAAUUCACUUAAUCAAGGUCCAUGGCUUUCCUAAACCACACGCUUGCUCCGUGUGCCCCAAAUGCUUCCUGUCCCGGACUGAGCUGCGCGUGCACGAGGCGUCCAAGCACCGGGGUGAGAAGCCGUUUGUGUGUGAGGAGUGUGGCCACCGAGCCUCCAGCAGAAAUGGCCUCCAGAUGCACAUCAAAGCCAUCCACAGGAACGAGCGGCCGUUUGUUUGUGGGUUUUGCGGCCAUGCGUUCACUCAGAAGGCCAACCUGAACAUGCACGUCCGGGUCCACACAGGAGAGAAGCCCUAUCAGUGUCAUCUCUGUGGCAAGACCUUCAGGACCCAGGCCAGUCUAGACAAGCACAACCGUACCCACACUGGGGAGCGACCCUACAGCUGUGAGUUCUGUGAACAGCGCUUCACAGAGAAGGGCCCACUCCUUCGCCACAUUGCCAGCAAACACCAGGAGGGUCGGCCGCACUGCUGCAACAUAUGCAACAAGACAUUUAAAGCUAUCGAGCAACUCCGGGUCCACGUGCGUCGUCAUAAAGGCAUGAGGAAGUUUGAGUGUAAAGACUGUGGCUACAAGUUCACCAGACAGGCUCACUUGCGGCGCCACUCCCAGAUCCACAUACGCGUGGACAACUACAACCCCCGCCAGAGGAGGCUGAGGAACCUGAUCAUCGAGGAGGUGGAGGGAGGCCAGAGUGAGGCCGACUCCUCCCAACCCACCGAGGAGACCAGCCUGGAGGACGCAGCAGCAGGGGCUGGCUCUGCCUCUCUCCCAGAGUCCUGUGACGACGUCCAGGUGAUGAUCCAGCCCAGCGCCCUGGAGCUGGAGGAAGUGGUGUCCAGCCAGAGCGUGACCCUGGGGGAGGUGGCACAGGGCUUCAUAGUGCCUGCUGUCCUGGAGUAGAAGAGGCUGGCAGUGGUGGUGACUGAGCUGCAAGGAGCCACCUCAGAGCUAGGCUGCACAGACAGACACACACACAAACAAAAUAAGCCCUGUGUGCUAAAAUUGCACACAGAGAAUUGACUCCUCAUUGGAUGACUGCUUGCUUUCCCUAACGACUCCAGCCAGUGGCCAGUCAGUAGUCUCAUUUAACCAAGCAAGAUAUUCUCCUGUUCAACGGACAAUGUUGCUUCUGACCAGACUGUUCCUGGUUCACUGUAGCUCUUUUUUACAGUUAUCUUUUUUUAUUUUUUAUGAAAUGCAUCAUCAUCUUGUGCAGUACAUCAUGUUAUACAGAUUAGCUGGAUAGGCUGUGGAGAAUGGGAAUGGAGCCUUCUGUAAAUAUGUUCCCCUGCAUCAAACCAAUGACAGACUGAUUAAAUAGACAGAAAAUUU
Messenger RNA from Osmerus eperlanus (European smelt), 2853 nucleotides. It is a transcript of the gene zbtb48, whose product is annotated as zinc finger and BTB domain containing 48. The record is from RefSeq and is a predicted model, not a curated record. The transcript has 11 exons. Bases 262 to 2421 code for a protein of 719 amino acids. Gene Ontology annotation, molecular function: protein binding. Lineage: Eukaryota; Metazoa; Chordata; Actinopteri; Osmeriformes; Osmeridae. Gene Ontology annotation, biological process: regulation of gene expression. Gene Ontology annotation, cellular component: nucleus.